CUCAGCUCGGCAGGGAGGGCCGUGAGAUUUGCGCUAGCCCCCGCGCACUGCGCCUGCGCCAACGGCGGGGCGCCUCUAAGCCCCCGCUUUUUCCUCGGGGUUUUAAAAUUUUUUUCUUUUUCUUCCGCCCCCACUGCGGCUCUCCGGGCGGCGCCUGCGCAGAGGACUGAGUGCGGAGGGGCUGAGAGAUUGUGUAAAGCCACAGGGAAAAUGGUGGAAAAUUCACCGUCGCCAUUGCCAGAAAGAGCGAUUUAUGGCUUUGUUCUUUUCUUAAGCUCUCAGUUUGGCUUCAUACUCUACCUUGUAUGGGCUUUCAUUCCUGAAUCUUGGUUAAACUCCUUAGGCUUAACUUACUGGCCUCAAAAAUACUGGGCCGUCGCAUUGCCUGUCUACCUCCUUAUUGCUGUUGUGCUUGGCUACGUCCUCUUAUUUGGUAUUAAUAUGAUGAGCACCUCCCCACUCAGCUCCAUUCAUACCAUCACAGAUAACUAUGCUAAAAACCAACAGUGGAAGAGCUACCAAGAAGACGCCAUCCCAGCAUUAAGAGAUGUUCCCAUUAGUGAAGUAAACAGAAUGUUCUUCCUUGAAGCUAGAGAACUUAACACCCAAACCUGAGCUGCGUGUAAACAUCCUCAUGCCAGAUAUUUACAAGUUUGGGGGCGAAUAAUUCUAAACAUAAUUAUAUUGACUGCCCUUUUAAUACCCAAUGUUGGCAUGAAAGUUGAUUUCUUAGAUUGAGUUAAAUAAUGUUGUAAAUAUUUUCAGUUGACAGAAUAAAUAAAAUGCCACUUAUACUAUAA
This is a messenger RNA of Arvicola amphibius (Eurasian water vole), 800 nucleotides long. It is a transcript of the gene Pigp, whose product is annotated as phosphatidylinositol glycan anchor biosynthesis class P. The coding region runs from base 211 to 615 and encodes 134 amino acids. Gene Ontology annotation, biological process: GPI anchor biosynthetic process. Gene Ontology annotation, molecular function: phosphatidylinositol N-acetylglucosaminyltransferase activity. The transcript is spliced from 5 exons. NCBI's taxonomy places the organism in Eukaryota, Metazoa, Chordata, Mammalia, Rodentia, Cricetidae. The record is from RefSeq and is a predicted model, not a curated record.